This is a messenger RNA of Betta splendens (Siamese fighting fish), 3930 nucleotides long. RefSeq lists its product as uncharacterized. The record is from RefSeq and is a predicted model, not a curated record. Gene Ontology annotation, molecular function: RNA-DNA hybrid ribonuclease activity; nucleic acid binding. Lineage: Eukaryota; Metazoa; Chordata; Actinopteri; Anabantiformes; Osphronemidae. Gene Ontology annotation, biological process: DNA integration. The coding region runs from base 226 to 2070 and encodes 614 amino acids. The transcript has a single exon.
GUAGCCUAUUUCUCUGCUAAGCUUGACCCAGUCGCUGCGGGGCUCCCACGAUGCCUCCGAGCAGUGGCUGCGGCAGAGAAAGCCGUGCUGGCAUCACGUGACAUUGUUGGCUAUUCUGAUGUCACCCUGCUGGUUCCUCAUGCCGUGUCUUUGAUCCUUUUGGAACAAAAAACAUCACAUCUUUCUACAGCCCGAUGGCUUAGAUACAACACCAUCUUACUGGACAUGCCAAACAUCACUGUCAAAAGGUGCAAUGUGCUUAACCCAGCCACUUUGUUUCCAGACCCUGACGAUGGCGAGCCUCACAACUGUGUUUCGGUGUUGAACCAGGUCUGCACUCCGCGCCCAGAUCUAUCGGAGGUGUCAAUUCCUAACUGUGACCUCGUUCUCUUUGUUGAUGGCUCCGCCUCUAGAGACCCUGCUUCGGGCCACUGUCAGGUUGGAUAUGCAGUCUGCACCUCUCAUACUGUUUUACAGUCUGGCCCUUUACCAGGACAUUACUCUGCUCAGGCUGCGGAGUUGAUCGCACUGACCGAAGCCUGUAAAUUGGCUGAAGGGAAGUCUGUUACUAUCUACACAGACUCCAGAUACGCUUUUGGCGUCACACAUGACUUUGGUGCUCUGUGGAAACACAGAAGGUUUUUGAAAUCUGAUGGCAAACCUAUCUUGCAUCAUGAUAAGGUUGCUGAUCUGCUCGACGCAAUUCUGUUACCAGCUGCAAUUGCUGUAUGUAAGUGUCCCGCACACACUGGGGGCACUGAUCCCAUCUCUUCUGGAAACACACGCGCUGAUGCUGCUGCGAAGGCAGCUGCCCGACUUCCCCUUCCCUUUGCUCCCUGCCUCUUAUCCUCCACCUCUACCCAACCUCCCUCUCCUCCCUCUGCUCUCCCUGAUCUUCAGACGUUCUCUACCCCACAGGAACGCAAGCUCUGGCUGACGAAUGGCGCCACCAGUAGCCAUGGCGUUUGGUAUGGGCCCGACGGCAAACCUUGCCUACCUAAACACUUUUUCCCUCAUUUCGCGAAGUUGACACAUGGAUUAGACCAUGUAUCAAAGGGGGGAAUGUUAGAUGCUCUUACAAAACAUUGGUACACUAAGGGAUUUUCAAUCUAUGCGCAAAAAUACUGUGAAGCAUGUAUGACAUGCGCCCAACACAACCCAGGUAAGACGACUGCCAAACCACUGGCAGCUCACCCACCACCGGAACAGGCGUUUGACCAUUUAAUGCUGGACUUCAUCGAACUAACGCCAGCAGAAGGUAAAAAGUAUUGUUUAGUGAUUGUUGAUAUGUGGUCAAAAUGGGUGGAGGCCUUCCCAGCUAAACAUGCUAACAGCCAUGCAGUUACCAAAGCCUUGCUGACAGAAAUAAUUCCCAGAUGGGGAAUUCCAUCUAAAAUCAGCAGUGACAACGGCUCACACUUCGCAAACCAAGCCCUCGAGGAAGUGGGAAAGUUUCUGAACAUCGACAUCAGAAAGCACUGCUCUUACCACCCUCAAAGCGGAGGGGCGGUAGAGAGAGAGAAUGGCACUUUGAAAAACAAACUGGCUAAAUGCUGCUCAGAGACUGGUCUCAAGUGGACUCAGGCUCUUCCCAUUGUGCUCUCAUACAUGAGAAUGAGGAGAAGGAUGAGAACAAACCUCAGCCCGUAUGAGAUCCUAUUUGGUAGACCUCCUAUGAUGGGACUCCACCCUGAGACCGAGACUAGGAUUUUACCACCUACUGAAAUGUGCGAAGACGCAAUGCUACAGUACUGUAAGAACUUAUCCUCUGUUCUGUCCCAAAUCUCUAAACAGGUGAAAGCGGCUCUGCCCAAACAGGCGACAGAACCACUGCACAUCAUUCAACCAGGAGACUCGGUGAUCAUUAAGGAACUUCGCAGGAAGCACUGGAACUCAAAGCGGUGGCAAGGUCCCUUCCAGGUCCUUCUGACGACCAACACGGCUGUGAAGAUCGCAGAAAGAGCGACUUGGAUCCACUCCAGCCACUGCAGGAAGGUCCCGGAUCCAACAGACGACCCUCCAUCUACAUGUACACCACACGAGAAAACCACCACUGACGAAAAGAAUUGAGAAGGACGACCCUCGCUGUGCUCACACACGCACUGAGGCGAGGCUGCGUUGACCGUUCAGCUGAAGGUGCGAGCCAAGCGCCGCCUGAAGCUGCGCCGGUGAAUCACACUAUCAGACCAUAUAUCUACACACACGUUCCUGAGAAAACACACACACGAGCAGCCUUGAGUUGCCGACGCUGGACGACGUGUAGACUCUUCACAUCACGGGGAGUGACAGUGACUCAGACGACAUUGGGAGGAAACCUGGCGGUGAUAACGAAUCCCAAGUGUCUCUGUGAUCAGCUGAUCACAACCUGAAGAACUCCAACGAACUGUCAAGGUGUCAACACACAGGUUGGAAACAAUCUAACACCACUGUUCAACAGGAAGAAGAAGACAUUGAAUGUGAUCCUGUUGUUUUAAUCUUCACUGUAUAUUACUUUAAUAUUCGCUCUAAAUUGUGUGGUUGAUUUACAUGUAUGCCUCUCUGUGAUUUUAUCCACUAUUUUCGAACAAAACAUUUUACAUUUCCACUUGAUUUACACUUUCACACAAAUUUUUAUCUUCCACUGACGCAAAAUGACAUCCACCAGACGAAACAAGAUAAAAAUGAUUGUCAUAUCGACGAUGACAGCAAUAUGCGUGGUCACUCUGACAUUCGCAUCAACCGAAGACACUCUUAUCCACCGCACACCGGAGUCACCCACAAAUCGAUCAUGCUUAGUUUGUGCCAUUAGAGACCUGAUGACCAUGACGGAACAAUUGGAAAAAAGACAACAUGGCAGAAAAGAAUGGCCUUAGAGAUGUUAUUAACAAAGAUGCGAAGUGUUUGUGUCAGGUUUGGUAAAACAUGCUGUACCUUUAUUCAGGAUGAUUGAACAUGAACUGAUUGGAAUCAAUUAUAGGCUUAUGUCCCUGUCUUUCCAAAGCUCAUACACAAGGGUUAUUCUAGUAUAACUACCCACAAAAACAGCUCACAAUCUUUUAUCCCUACGCCAUUUACAUCUUUAUAACAAUACAUUUAACGAAUCAUUUUUAAAGAAUGCUUUAUUACUACGAAAUGAUUGCCAUGAUUGACAAUUUUUAUUCUUUAAUGUUUGAUUAAUGUGUAAUCAAAAGGGGGGAAUUGUAAUGGAAAAAUUGUACUUUAAUGCUCUUGUGUUCAUUUCUGACUCUGUACAAUUACCAUGCAUUCUGUACUUGUUGAUUAGACCCAGAACUGAACAUUAUUAGACAAACAAUCUAUCUCCCUCUCAAGGUUCUGUCGCACAUUAAGUGCUGACAUCUAAUGUUGUGUUUGACUGACCGAUUGUUUAUGGCUUGUGUCUGCCUUUUACCCCUGGUCUCUGGCUCCUUUCUAUCUGAUGCCCCACCAGACCCAAGGCUGUAGACCUUGUGUAUUCCCUGUGUAAUGUAAACAUCUUCACCCACAGUGUGAUAGGAAGAUUCCACCAGGUCCUGGGAGAGAGGUUAAAAGGCAGAGACAACCUCAGAACGGUGGGCUCUUUGCAUUAUACCUCCGUGGUGUGUGCACUGAUCUCCCCAGCUGGUUUUUGGUUUGUUGAUGUGCACGAUCAACAUCCAUGCUUUUUAUUUGCUUUCCCCAUUAUUUUUAUUUUCUUUAUUAUUUCAAUAAAUCGCACAAAAGGACAACUCUCUCAUCUACUUCUUUAUGGAAAAUUUCCACCACAACAACACCCUAACAAACUUAAACAACUUUACAAACGCCUUAACAAACCGUACUUAUAAUCUAUCUCAUAGUGUUAUCUUAUCCCUACAGUACAUUAGAUCAGCAAUUCUGUACCUGGUAAGACAGACACAUCUAAAAUCAGUGUCAGAAUGUGACCCUAUGGGUCUGGAUGGGUAUGAAGCAUGUGGG